This is a messenger RNA of Drosophila sechellia, 1289 nucleotides long. RefSeq names its product homocysteine S-methyltransferase. The coding region runs from base 163 to 1158 and encodes 331 amino acids. The transcript has 4 exons. Lineage: Eukaryota; Metazoa; Arthropoda; Insecta; Diptera; Drosophilidae. Gene Ontology annotation, molecular function: S-adenosylmethionine-homocysteine S-methyltransferase activity. Gene Ontology annotation, biological process: S-methylmethionine cycle. The record is from RefSeq and is a predicted model, not a curated record.
CUUAAACGUUCGUCGAGCGCCCAGUGCGACUGAUCAUAUCCACCGGUCCGAAAGAUUUGUGAUUACCACUUGAUAACCAGCCCGUCUAGCCUCUAAUAAAGUUGUUAUUGAAUUUGCCCAUUGACUAGAUCCAUAAACAAGCUGUCAAGUAAUCUGUCAAUCAUGGGUUUGACGCGCGUGCUGGUGAAGGAUGGCGGUUUCGGCACCCAGAUGACCGUCCAUGUGGGCGACUCUGUGGAUGGGGAUCCGCUGUGGAGUGCCCGCUUCAAUGCCACCAAUCCGGCGGCCAUCAUCAGCACCCACCUGGACUUUUUGCAGAAUGGUGCCGAUAUCAUUUUGACCAACACCUACCAGUCCAGUGUCGAUGGUUACAUGGAGUACAUGGAGCUGGACGAGGAGCAGAGCAUCGAGCUGAUAAAGAACACGGUCCGCCUGGCCCACAUCGCCAAGGAACGCUAUCUAUCCGAGUGCUAUCAGGAACAGUUGUCGGUGCAGGAGGGAUACCCUUUGAUCAUCGCCUCCAUAGGACCCUUUGGUGCCCACCUGCACGAUGGCUCCGAGUACACCGGUAGCUAUGCCGACUUUGUGCCGGCCAAGGAGAUUACGGACUGGCAUCGCGGGAGGAUCGAAGCGUGCUUGGAGGCUGGUGUGGAUGCGCUGGCCAUCGAGACGAUUCCCUGCCAAAUGGAGGCGGAGGCCCUGGUGGAGAUGCUGUGCGAUGAUUAUCCGGAUGUCAAGUUCUGGGUGGCCUUCCAGUGCAAGGAUGAGAAGACCCUGGCGCAUGGAGAAACCUUUUCGGACGCGGCGAAUGCUAUUUGGGACCUAUUGGCUGAGCGAAAUGCCCAGGAUAAGUGUCUGGCCAUCGGAGUAAAUUGUGUGCAUCCCAAGUUUGUGACUCCGCUCUUCAAGAGUUUGAAUGGUGACCGCGAAGUGGGUGAGCAGAUACCGUUGGUGGUGUACCCCAAUAGCGGAGAGGUUUACGACGUGGUCAACGGCUGGCAGGGAAGAGAGCACUGUGUGCCCCUGGCGAACUACGUUCCGGAGUGGGCGCAACUGGGGGCCAAGGUCAUUGGGGGAUGCUGUCGCACCUAUGCGAGGGAUGUACGCCACAUCGGGGAGGCCAUUCGCGACUGGAACAAACUGAAGAAGGUCUCAUAGGGAUGAACUUCUAAACUGGGGAUCUCAGUACCUUCGAAAAGAACAAAAUAGUUAUCCAUUUAGUACUGUAAAUAAAUGUAUUUAGUAUUAAGGCAUAAAACUUAUUUGAAUAAAAAGGAAAGACAAAAGUU